This is a messenger RNA of Penicillium bovifimosum, 357 nucleotides long. RefSeq names its product 2-methylcitrate dehydratase (PrpD). The transcript has a single exon. The record is from RefSeq and is a predicted model, not a curated record. NCBI's taxonomy places the organism in Eukaryota, Fungi, Ascomycota, Eurotiomycetes, Eurotiales, Aspergillaceae. Gene Ontology annotation, molecular function: lyase activity. Bases 1 to 357 code for a protein of 118 amino acids.
AUGCCCCAACCAUACGACCAACCAAUAAUCGACAUAGUAAACUAUGUCUACCAGUACCCCCUCGACGAAGAUGACGAAGAAAUGUGGAAAUGCGCCCGGACAGCCCUGCUGGACGCGAUGGGCUGCGCCAUCGAGACAUCAGCAACGAGCGCCGAAUGCCGAAAGCUACUCGGCCCCGUAAUCGACGACACACUCGUGCCAGACGGGUUUCGGGUUCCGGGAACAGGGCUGCAAGUUGAUCCAGUGAAGGGAGCUUUCGAUCUAGGUGUCUUGAUUCGGUAUCUGGAUCACAAUGAUGCGCUGGGCGGUGCGGAGUGGGGUCAUCCAUCAGGUACGGUAGGCUCCGGGCAUACAUAG